Messenger RNA from Maudiozyma barnettii, 1344 nucleotides. RefSeq names its product Ymd8p (gene YMD8). The transcript has a single exon. NCBI's taxonomy places the organism in Eukaryota, Fungi, Ascomycota, Saccharomycetes, Saccharomycetales, Saccharomycetaceae. Gene Ontology annotation, biological process: UDP-glucose transmembrane transport. Gene Ontology annotation, cellular component: cis-Golgi network; Golgi apparatus; endoplasmic reticulum-Golgi intermediate compartment. The coding region runs from base 1 to 1344 and encodes 447 amino acids. The record is from RefSeq and is a predicted model, not a curated record. Gene Ontology annotation, molecular function: antiporter activity.
AUGUGGACGACUGUCUUAGCUUACAUUGUCGGCUGGUAUGUUUGUGCUAUAUCUUUGUCGGUGUACAACAAAUGGAUGUUCGAUCCAAUAAAUGGACUUGGAGUUGAAUACCCAGUUCUCCUGACAGCAUUCCAUCAAACAACCCUAUGGGUACUUUCAGCAUUAUACAUUGUGAUUCAUGAGAAAUUGAAUCCUGCAUCCGCACAACAUAGAAAAUCUCCAGUGGUUCAAAAUCAUAAUAAUGACUGGAAAUUCUACAUGAAAUAUAUCAUUCCAACUGCUGUAGCGACCGCAGGUGAUAUUGGGUUUAGUAAUGCAUCAUUUAAAUUUGUACCGUUGACGGUAUAUACUAUUAUUAAAUCAUCAAGCAUUGCAUUUGUCUUAUUAUUCAGUUGUAUAUUUAAGUUAGAAAAAUUCCAUUGGAAAUUAGGUGUAAUUGUUUUGGUAAUGUUCUUUGGAGUCGUUAUGAUGGUUUAUAGACCUAACGAUGGUAGUAGUGAUAAUGAUCAAACUCAGGCUCUCAUCAUAUUUGGUAGUCUAUUAGUCUUAGCAAGUAGUUGUCUUUCUGGUUUAAGAUGGGUUUACACUCAACUAAUAUUAAAGAAGACCGUCUCGUUGACUGUACCAAUUAGAGAUGAAGAAAAUAAUAAUAAUAGUAAUAAUAAUACCAACCAAAAUGAUGAAUAUCCUGUUGAGAAAAGUGAUGAAAAACCACAUCCAAUUUAUACAAUUCAUCAAUUGGCACCAAUUAUGGGUGCAACACUUAUUAUAACGUCAUUAAUCAUCGAGAGACCAUUGCCUGGUAUUUUUAAAUCCAACCUCUUUAAAGUUGAAUUCAACAGCAAUAAAGAAACAAAUUUUGGUUCUAUAAGUAGAGGAAUAUUUUUAAUGAUUCUUCCAGGUAUUGAUGUCUUUGUUCUUACUUUCUGUGAAUUCGGUAUUUUACAAUUAACAAAAGUGUUGACAUUAUCUAUUGCGGGUAUUGUCAAAGAAGUACUAACUAUCUUAACUGGUAUGAUCUUUUUACAUGAGAGAAUCAGCGGCGUAUAUAACUGGAUUGGUAUGACUAUUGUUCUAUUAGAUGUUGUCUACUACAAUCAUUUCAGAUACAGACAAAAACAAGAAAAUGAGUACAUAAAACUUUCAUCCGUGGAGUCAACCAGAAGCGUUGACAAAUCUGAGUCAACAAGGGCAUCAAUAGAACCUUAUUCCGCGGUUACAGACUUCACUUUACAAGAAUUCGAAAUGGAUACAUUAUCCAUGACGUUGUCUCAUACAUCAGAUGGACCAACCGGAAACCACUCAUUACGGUCGAUCGGUGAUAUAGGGCUAAACAACAAGUAA